AAGCUCAUUCGUGAGAGUAUAACCCUUCCUCUGUUCAGUUUUCCAAUCAUAUUUCCUGUACUGUCCUCGAUAUAUUUCUUCUCAGGAUAUUACUCGUCUUCUUCCUGCAUCUCUUAGGACCAGGCAGCUCCAGGACAGAUCUUCUUGUUGAAAAGUCACAGUGAGGACAUCUGAAGAUGGAAAAAGCGUACCCACCAGAGGAAUCCUCUCCACCGUACCCUGGACCACCAAUGAACUACGGUGGUGUAGCACCUCCGCAAGAAAUGUAUCAUCAGCCGGGAUUCUCACCUGCUGCACCGCCAUUUGUUGCACACCAGACAGUCGCUCACGUGGUCGUGAUACCUGCACUGCAGGACGCCCCAGGACAAGCGGUGUGUCCCCACUGCCACCAGACUGUGGUCACCGUCACAGAGCAAAAACCAGGCCUCAUGACCUGGGCCAUCUGCGGCGGCCUCACCAUCUUUGGAUGUUUUCUUUGCUGCUGCAUCCCGUUCUGCAUUGAUUCCUGCAAAGAUGUGGAGCAUCACUGUCCAUCGUGCAACAAAGUCAUCUACUUAUACAAACGAUUAUAAAACCGCCCUGACUGUGAUCGUGGGACAAGAACUUAGACUACUUUCCCACACAUUAGCUUAUCAGUGGUUUUAGCUGCUUGACAACAUUCCCUUGAUAGUGAGGGAUACAAUAUAAUAUGAAAUGCACUUACUGUGAUUGUAUGCUGACUGUUUAUUUUGCAACAAUAUAUACUUCUUAAUGUGAAUUGUAAUGACGUGUGAUAAGGCAUGGUACUUUAGGGUGAUUUAUAUAUAUGUCAAGCAAAAUGUGUAACAUCUGUGAUUUAUUAUAAAUGUCAACCAUUUACAUCAACAAAUAUGCCAAUAAAAGCAAGCAACAGAAAGGUGUGUGCUGUAGUUUUGAGUUGGCUGCUUGAUGUCUUACAUUUUCACACAUUUAGUGAAUAACGUCUUAUUUCUGUAGAGGCAGGCUCUAAACUCUCAUAAUCAUUUUUUUUCAAAGUAAUAUUCGAGGAGCACUUAUUGUUUGGCAGGACUUGUACGUGAUUUGCUCUGCCCUCUUGCUCCUCCCCAUGGUCUCACACUCGAGGAACAUAAAAAGCAUUGGCAAGAAUAAAAGCCCUUUCUCAAACCACCCCUUACAACCUCUCUCCCUACCCACUCCCACUCCAUCUGUGUGAUUUGCAGGGAGCGUCGGCCACAUUAAGUGCAAUCCCAAACCAAUUAGCCGGGAGUGGAGGUGGGUUUUAAAACCCUCCAACAGCGAGUUUGCAUUAAUGUUGAUUUAUGGAUGUGUGUUCCACAUGCAGCAUGCUCCAUGGAAAUUUUUGUUCUAUGCAAAUACCCAAAUAUUCAAGCAGGGAACGAAAUAUUCACCGUGUCAAU
This is a messenger RNA of Hippoglossus stenolepis (Pacific halibut), 1397 nucleotides long. RefSeq names its product LITAF domain-containing protein. The transcript is spliced from 4 exons. Gene Ontology annotation, molecular function: zinc ion binding. NCBI's taxonomy places the organism in Eukaryota, Metazoa, Chordata, Actinopteri, Pleuronectiformes, Pleuronectidae. The coding region runs from base 177 to 572 and encodes 131 amino acids. The record is from RefSeq and is a predicted model, not a curated record.